Molecule: messenger RNA, 671 nt
Organism: Capsicum annuum
Lineage: Eukaryota; Viridiplantae; Streptophyta; Magnoliopsida; Solanales; Solanaceae
Exons: 4
Coding region: 140-430 (96 amino acids)
Source: RefSeq, a predicted model, not a curated record
GGGAGUAAAAUGGAAUAGACAAAAGCAAUAUAAAAACACAAAACUACGUCGUUCCAACGCCCUUUUCCAAUUAAAGCCUAACAUCCCAAGAAUCAAUUUCAUUUUUCUCUUCUUCGAUUUCUCAUACAUCUCAAAACCUAUGGCUACUUCAUUGACAAUGGCGGCUCGUCGAGUUGCAGCCUUCAAUCGAUUACCCACCUCAACCACUUCCACUCUUGUUCAGCGCCGCAGCUUUACCGGCGCAGCUGAUCAUCAUGGGCCCCCUAAGGUCAAUUGCUGGAAAGAACCGAUGAAUCCUGCUCAAUGGAAGGAAGAACAUUUUGUGAUUGUAUCUUUGUCCGGUUGGGGCUUGCUUUUCUAUGGUGGAUACAAGUUAUUCACUGGAGGGAAGAAGAACAAAGAAGAGAAUUUGGUGCAAGCAACACAAUAAGGGUGGGAAUUUACGUGGCAUCAUACUGAGGUUCGGAUAUUUCAAGUCCAAAAUUGAGAAGUUCCCUCUAAUAAUACAACUUAUCAGACAUUCAAUCUCAUUUUAUGAAUUCUCUUUAUCAUUAUAAAAAUUACCAGAGAGCCUGUAAGCUACUAAAUGGUGGACAAAAAUCGGUUGCAUCAAUAGUGCAACACGCUUCUUUCUCUUGUAUACUGUGAUAAAUGGAACUGUUUUUUGUCAA